Molecule: messenger RNA, 501 nt
Organism: Paramecium primaurelia
Lineage: Eukaryota; Ciliophora; Oligohymenophorea; Peniculida; Parameciidae
Source: the annotation of a GenBank genome assembly
AUGUUUGGAAAAAAUAUAUAUUAGGAUGAUGUUCCAAAUUUUCCUGAAAUCUCUGAAGAUUAUUUUGAAAUCAAAGAUGAAAAAACAAUAAAUGAAUUAAUGAAUCUAUAUAAUUCAUCUAAAAUACUUAUACCAGUGAAUGGCUCAGUGUCUAAUGAAUUUAGAGAAAAAUAAUUAGGAUUGCUUAGCUUAUUUGAUUUGUUAGAUAAUUAAUUAAAAUCUAAUUAAUGCAAACCAGAUAUAUAUGAACAUAAUGAAAUAGAUUGUAGUAUUAAUACUCCAUAUCAAAAUUUUGACUAUUAUAAUUUAUCGAAUAUUGAUUAUGAUCAAAAUGAAGCAUAGAAAGAAGCUGCAAAAUUCUUAACCAAUAAUAAAAAUGAAUUAUAAGAAAAAUUUGAGAAAAUGUAAAUUGAAACUAAACAUAAUAACAAAUAAAUAUAACAUGAAAAAUUAACUAAAAAAAUGGAACUCUUAUCUUUUUAAGAUUAAGAGUAUGAAUGA